UGUGUUGUUUUUUAUCUUUGAUCAUUCAUCUGUAAUAUUGACUUAAAAUGUUUUUUGUAUCGGUGUAAAUGAACCAUAGAGGAAGAAUAUGAACUAAGAUUUAGACAAAUUUUAAUCUAAGGAUAAGACAAUUUUAUCAGCUCUUCAGUAAUUACUUGAAAUAAAAAAUUCAAUUUGUUGCAAUGAACAGUUAAUGAAUGAGUUAUUGAUUUUGUUUAACAAAGUGUAGCAAUGGAAUUUUUUAAUUUUUUGGCAGAUUGUUUAAAAAAAAUGAAAUCUGAUGAUACAUUACCAAGAGUAACAUGUCCACGUAUGUAUAAUGAUGGUAAUCUAACAUUUGAAGGAUUAAUGGUGGUUUUCGCUUCAUUUUCUACAUAUUUGCAAUAUUUAAACAUAUACAGAUCAGUAUGGUGGUUGCCAAAUUCAAAUUAUACUUCAUGGAAAAUGCAUUUAAUUGAUCAACAAGUGGUUAUAUUUAUAUUAGCUAUGCAUUGUCGAAGGUUUGUUUAUUGCUUGAUCACUUGGGUUUUUCACAUUUUGUGUCCUCAAAAUUAUUGGAAAUUCAUCAGACUAUUUAUUAGAUUAUUUGUUACAGUAACACUAUUUCUUUUAUUAGCUUUAUUAGCAUUUGAUCUCUAUUUAAAGUAUGAUUAUUUAAUAAUUAUGUACCUAUUUAUGCCAAUUGUUGGUUAUUUAUGCUACUAUGGUUUUAAAGCAUGUCCAUUUUUUGACAUGAUGUGUAUUAGUGAAAAAGAAAUAAUUAUAAAUGGAAAACCAUUAAUUCAAUAUACAAAUAUGCAUGUAUGUACAUCAAACCCAAAAAUAAUUCGUACAGAAGUGGAAAAUAUGAGAGAUGAUUUUAACAAUAGACUGACUCAAAUACUAUUUUCUUCUUUUUUCUCUGCAUAUUAUGCAUGCUUUUUGCCACUAGUUUUUGUGCAAACAUAUGUGGUUUAUGAAGAGCAUUGGGUAUUAAUGCAUUUUCCAUUUGUAAUGAUGACCAUGGGCAUGAUGUUAUGUAUUCACUACUAUCCUGUUAAGUAUUUUGAUCAUUUACACAAAGCAGCCAUGCAUUUGGGCCGUUGGAAAAGGGUAAAAUUAGAUCGUCCUCAUUUGCCCAUACAUUUAUGGUCAGAAGAAGUGGUUUGGCAACAGGGUUCUCUCGUUCGACAUAAUCAAUGUUUAUACAAAGCCGAAGGAGUAUCAAAUGUGGCUGAACCUGGAAAAAAUGCUGACAAAAUGUUUUAUAGAAUUUUCAGUAACCCUUCAGAAACAGUAUUUUUUACAUUAGCAACAAUUCAAAUGUUAUUCAUGGGUGUAUUAAUUAUUGCACUAGUAAUAAGUUUUCAAUGGCAUCAUAUAUUUUAUCUUUCAUUUGUAUUGCUGCUAAAUUAUGUCACACUCUGUAAGACUAUGUUUAAUUACCGUAUGACGGCCAAGAUCUAUAAGUUGUUGAAGGAAAAAACCCAGUAAAUAUUGUUUACAAAACUGUUCAAGCACACCAGGCUCUACUUUUACCUUCUAUUUUAUCAAUAUAUUUGACUAAAAUGUACAUAUUAAUUAUGUAUAUAACAGGGAUGGGUAACUCAAAAUAACUAGAGCCAAUUUAUGAAACUUUAAAACCUGGUAGGCCAAAAUAAAGAAACUAAAAAAAAAUUAUCAUUCAAAUUGAUUUUUAGCAUUCAUUUUAAAUUAUUAAAUUUUACGACUGAACCAAUGCAAUAAAAUAAGUACCUAAUAUCUAUAGCCAUGUUAGGUAUGCCAAAAUGGAUUUAUAUUAUACUCCAUGUUCAUUUAUACGAUGAUAAUGUGGUGUUUACUCGGUGUUACAUUUUUUUUGCAAAUUUUGUGAUAAUUAUAUGUUAAUGUCCUAUGGUUGCUAUCUAUUUCUCUAUCGUUAAUUAUUAAUUGUAAUAAUUUUCGGGAGAAAAAUGGUGUUUAUCAAACAUUGUUAAGAGAACUUGCCUCAGAAGACCCAAAAUAUUUACUCUAAAGCCGGGUUUACGCGACGCAAAUCUGAUACGAAAGUCAAGAUUCGACAUGUUUCAUCCUAUCUGAACUUGCUUCGGGUAAUAAACUAGUCAAGCGAGGAUGUCUCGUGGUGAGCGGAUGCUUAUUCGGUAUUUGGACGCGCGUCAAAGAAGAUUCGUACAUUUGUUUCGCGUCAUGUGAACUACUUUUUUGAGCGUAGCCGCAAUGGAUCAAAAUCAAUGUACUGGCACACAUAUUGCCGUCAUCGUUGCGUCGCACUAACUGUGACUCGCCCUGAAUCACAUUGCUUCUCGCAUAGAUACGUAUAGUAUAAAAAUUUAGGUGAAUUAGAUGUCUCGCGAAGCAGCCUCGCAAAUCUUGCCUCGCGCUUCAGAUUUGCGACGUGUAAACCCAGCCUUACGAAAAUACUAUCAACUAUCAAGUCUUUUUAAUAGUGUGAUAGCACUAUCAUAAUAGUGCGAUUGUGACUAUCAUGAAAACUCCUACACACUGUACGAUUUGGUCAGAUCAGAUGUAAUAUCAGGUCGUGUCAGAUGACGUAAGUGCGAUUCCUUUGGACGCGUCUGUAGAUGCGCGGCCAACGCGGCUGCCAUUAUAACGGCCGAUCACGGAUUUCUUAAAACGCAGCCGCUCAUAUUUUUCAUACAAAAUAAAAUAUUUAUUGGAGCCCUUCAGUUGUUUUUCUACGUUUCAACAGUCAACUGUGUAUUGUUAAUUAUUAAUUUUAUUGUGUAUGGUGAAUAUCUAAAAUAUUAUAUACAGUGCAGUGUAGGACGUAUAUAUCAUGUCACUUAAUCUGCAAAAAAAGGAGACAUUUAUUAAACUUCUUCAUUUAGAAGAAAUAGAUGACGAAGAAUUACUUAACAAAUUUAUGUUAAAAAAAAAAAAUCAAAAUUUCCAUGAUAUGUUUCAAACUAGAAAAUUUGAAGAUUUUUUCAGUGUUUUAAUUAAGAAACAUUUAUUCCGUGACCAAAGAAAAUUUAGAGAGUUUUUAGACUUAGUUAUGAUCAAUUAACAUAUGUUUUAAAUUUAAUAGAAGAUCAGAGCCAGAUCUAGGGGGGGAAGUCGGGGAUUUAUCCCCGAGCGUAACAUUUUAGAGGGUGUAAAUUUUGUAAUUAUUAACAACUAAUUUGAUAUUUUUAACUUCGUUAAAUACU
Messenger RNA from Sipha flava (yellow sugarcane aphid), 3149 nucleotides. Its product is annotated as transmembrane protein 39A. The record is from RefSeq and is a predicted model, not a curated record. Lineage: Eukaryota; Metazoa; Arthropoda; Insecta; Hemiptera; Aphididae. Gene Ontology annotation, cellular component: membrane. The transcript is spliced from 11 exons. The coding region runs from base 232 to 1473 and encodes 413 amino acids.